Molecule: messenger RNA, 1098 nt
Organism: Lasiodiplodia theobromae
Lineage: Eukaryota; Fungi; Ascomycota; Dothideomycetes; Botryosphaeriales; Botryosphaeriaceae
Product: Transcriptional protein
Exons: 2
Coding region: 1-1098 (365 amino acids)
Cellular component (GO): nucleus
Source: RefSeq, a predicted model, not a curated record
AUGUCAGACAGCGAUGCUGAGCCGGUACCGGCCAUCGCGCCCGAUGCCGAGAUCGAACACGCCCUGCGCAGCGCGGUGCGCGAUCUCUGGCUUUCUGGCGACCAUCAAAACCUGACUCUCAGACGCGUGCGCAAGUCCGUCGAAGACCGCUUAAGCCUACCCGACUGCUUCCUCAAGAACGAUCCGGCUUGGAAAGGCCGCAGCGAGAAUAUCAUCACCGAUCAAGUCAGCGUGCAGGAACGCGAAGAGCCUGCGGAGCCUGAGGCGCCACGUGCGAAAGCCCCCAAGCCCGCCGCCGCCGCCGCCCCUCAGAAACGCAAGCCUUCGACCAAGAAGGCCAAUUCCACUAGCAAGCCCAAGGCGCGGAAGCGUCAAAAGACGGCCAAUUCGUCCGACGAGGAGGAAGCUCUUCACAGCGACGCGACAAAGUCCCCGGAGCCCGCGCCCAAGAGGCUCUCCAAGAAGCCUCGCAUCGUUGAAGAUGAUUCGGACGACCAAGGUGACACCUCUCCGGCGCCGCGCCCGUCUUCCAGCCAUGAAGGAAGCUCGCAGCCCACGUCAGCCCACGUUGGCAACGGCAAGUCGAUAAGCUCGACCAAGGAGGCCAAAGCUUCCGACUCUGACAGUGACAUGUCUGUUUUGAUAGAUGAGCCGCCCAAAAAGAAGCAGCAAAAAAGAGGGACUUCUGCCAAAGGCUCCAAGCCUACCACCAGCAAGAGUAAAACCAAGGAUGCCAAAGAAAUUGACCCGCAUGAAGCCGAAAUCAAGCGGCUAAAGGACUGGCUACUCAAGUGUGGCGUCCGCAAGGUUUGGGGGAAAGAACUGAAGCCUUUCGAGACGCCCAAGGCCAAGAUCAACCACUUGAAGGAGAUGCUGAAAGAUGUCGGCAUGGAGGGGCGCUACUCAGUCGAAAAGGCCCGCCAGAUCAAAGAGCGUAGAGAGUUGGCUGCCGAUCUCGAGGCCGUCCAGGAAGGUGCGAAGCGCUGGGGCCACUCGGAGUCAGAUGAAGACAACGGCGACCGACCCAGAAGGAGACUCGCCAAGGGGCUCAAAGACUUGGAGGGUCUCAUCGAGAGCAAUGGCGAAGAAUCCGACUGA